CCUUAACAAAGUAAACUACAAAGUUGAUAUGAUAAAUUGAAUGUAAUCAAAAUAUUAGCUUGUCUCAGCGAAGUUCUUUGGAUGCUAUCUCGAAUCCUUUCAUCACACUUUCGCUGCUCUUCUCUCGGUAAAUGUCUCAAUUUUAAGACUGCCCAGCUCUCUGUUCUCUCCCACCCGAUAAUCUCCCUCCUAGAAAGAUGCCAAACCCUGGCUCAACUGAAGCAAAUCCAAACCCAAAUGGUUCUUUCUGGCUUGAUUUCAGAGUCUCUUGCCGCCAGCCGCCUUGUCGCCUUCUGCGCCAUUUCCGACUCGGCCGACCUAGAUUACGGCAGUUUGCUACUGCUCAAUCUUAAGAACCCAAAUAUCUUCUCAUGGAAUGUAGCAAUUCGUGGCUUUUCGGAUAGCGCUCGGCCAAAAGAAUCAAUUUUUCUUUACAAAAGGUUGCUUAGAUCGACUGCCCAGCCAGAUAACUUCACAUACCCUUUUCUGUUCAAGGCAUGCACUAAAAUUCCGGACUUUGGAACUGGUGUUCUAGUUUUCGGGCAUGCCCUGCAGCUGGGCCUAUGCGCGGAUUUGUUUGUGUUCAAUUCCUUGAUACGGUUAUUUGUUGCUUGUGGUCCUUUAGCUGAUGCACGCAAGUUGUUCGAUGAAAGUUGCGUUAGAGAUUUGGUUUCUUGGAAUACCUUAAUAAAUGGUCUUGUUCAGAGAGGGAAUCCAGAAGAAGCAUUGGAUCUGGUUAAAAGGAUGGAAGAAGAGGGGAUUUUUCCUGAUAAUGUCACUAUGAUUGGUGCCAUUUCAAGCUGUGCUCAGUUGCAAGCUCUGGAAUUGGGAAGCAAAUUUCAUCAUUUCAUGGUUGAAAAUGGGUUGGAGUUCACGGUGCCUUUGACCAAUGCUCUCAUCGAUAUGUACAUGAAGUGUGGGAGUUUAGAGCGUGCAUGUUCUUUGUUUGAUGCAUUGAAGAAUAAAAGUAUGGUCUCAUGGACCACGAUGAUCAUGGGUCUUGCCAAAUUUGGGUUUUUAGAUGUCUCGCGGAGACUCUUUGAUGAAAUGCAGGAGAAAGAUGUCAUUCCAUGGAAUGCUUUGCUUGCUGGUUAUGUCCAAAGCAGACAAGCUAAAGAUGCAGUAGCAUUAUUUCUUGAGAUGCAAGCUUCGUCUGUAGAACCCGAUGAGAUUACUUUGGUCAGCCUUCUAUCUGCAUGUUCCCAGCUUGGGGCCUUAGAAAUGGGGAUGUGGGCUCAUCAAUAUGUUAAUAAACGCAAAUUCAGCUUAAGCGUUGCCUUGGGGACUGCUUUGGUGGAUAUGUAUGCAAAGUGUGGCAACAUUGAGAAGGCUUCCUUUAUCUUCGGAGAGAUGCUUGAGAAAAAUGCGCUUACCUGGACUGCAAUGAUUUGUGGUUUGGCAAAUCAUGGGCAUGCCUUAGAGGCCAUUAGGCAUUUCCAAAGAAUGAUGGAGAUUGGGUUACAGCCUGAUGAGAUUACCUUUAUAGGAGUUCUUUCAGCCUGCUGCCAUGGUGGUUUGUUUCAUGAGGGUCGAAUGUUCUUUUCUCAGAUGACUUCAGUUUAUAAGCUGAAACCCAACCUUAAGCACUAUUCAUGUAUGGUGGAUCUUUUGGGUAGAGCUGGACUCCUCCAUGAAGCAGAAGAAAUGGUGAAAACUAUGCCUAUUGAACCUGAUGCCAUUGUAUGGGGUGCUCUAUUCUUUGCAUGUAGACUUCAUAGGAAUACUGCUAUGGGGUUGAGGGCUGCCACACGAUUGCUAGAAUUGGAUCCAAGUGAUAGUGGAAUCUAUGUUUUGCUUUCGAACUUAUACGUUGAAGAAAAUAUGAGGGAUGAGGCUGAUCAAGUUUGGGCUUUGAUGAAGGAGAGAGGGGUGGAGAAGACCCCUGGCUGUAGUUCUAUUGAGGUUAAUGGGGUUGUUUAUGAGUUCAUAGUGAGCGACAGGUCUCAUACUAGGUAUGAAGAUAUUUAUACAUGUCUAAAGCUACUCUAUGAGCAAAUGAGGCACUUUGAAAAAUUGUUGUCAAUAUCUUUGGAUGAUAUGCCAUAAAAAUAAUUGCGCUUAACAAGAAAAAGCUAACAUGUAGAAAUUUGUUUCCUUGAGGAAAGUGAACAGAGAUGAUGCUUUGUAGAACUAGAAGAAAAAUAUAAAAAGCUUUGGGCCAAAUUGUGGGUGUUGGGCUUGCUUGGAACAGAAAAAAUAUUGAAGCGCGGUUGCAUGAGUAUUCUGUAAACCAUGGAAAGAGCUUUCUGAAAGAGUUUAGAGGGGAUCAUGAAAGACUUUAGGCAAAACCAGGAAAAUCAAUAUACAUAAAUUUUCCUUCUGUGAAAUGCUUAAGGUGCUGCUAUAAAGGAGAACCGAAAAAAAGAUAUAUUGAAGCUUUGGUUUAAUGGUGGUAGAUGAGCUUGACUGAAAGCAAUAAAGGGUGAUUUAAUCAGCAGUCUUCGAACACUGAAUUACAAAGAUUUCUAAAUCCAACAGGAAGACUUUUGAUUUGUAGAUUCACCGGGAGUAAAGAUGUCUUAUACCCUUCUCGUGGGUUUGAUACAUGUUUGUUGAAAGAUACUUAAAAAAGCAACUUCAAACUCAUCAUUUGGUAAAGGCACCUAUCUUAAUAUUUAUUUGUAGAUCCUGGAAUUGAGUUUUAGCUUGAACAAGUUUGUUUAUUUUGUCUGUUUUUUUGGAAGACUAUGCUAAAAAACUGUUAUCCUUCCCUUCAAAUAUCUAAUCCAAUUGCUCCAGCCUUUAUGAGGGCCUAA
Dendrobium catenatum is the source of this 2756-nucleotide messenger RNA. RefSeq names its product pentatricopeptide repeat-containing protein At2g22410, mitochondrial. Gene Ontology annotation, biological process: RNA modification. Gene Ontology annotation, molecular function: RNA binding; protein binding. The record is from RefSeq and is a predicted model, not a curated record. The coding region runs from base 82 to 2046 and encodes 654 amino acids. NCBI's taxonomy places the organism in Eukaryota, Viridiplantae, Streptophyta, Magnoliopsida, Asparagales, Orchidaceae. The transcript has 2 exons.